CGCGGGCGCAGGUGCGCGCCGUUUGAAAGUAUGGCGCCGGGCGGACGGCUGGUGCUGUGUGAGGAGAAGAUCCGGGAGAAGAGCGGCCUGGCGCCUCACUGCGACCUGGGGCAUCGAGUGCCUGGCGGCGCUGGAGAGCCUCAACCUCUACUACAACCGCAUCUCCUCGCUGGCGGAGGUCUUCCGGCUCCACUCCCUGGCGGGGCUCUCGGAGGUGGACCUGCGGCUGAACCCCGUGGCGAAGAGCGAGUCUGACUUCCGCCUCUUCGUGGUGCGCAUGCUCCCGGGUCUCCAGCAGCUGGGUAGGCCGGCCGCGCUCCAGCCUCGCUCGGCGCCCCGCUCGUGCUCUUGGGGCGAUCGCGCUGCUGGCCUUUCUGGAGAGGGGAGCUGGUUUCCUCCUCUCACAGGAAAGCCACCUGAGAAGGUGGCAGGGAGCCACUUCCUGAGGCCACGAGUGCCUGCCGGGCUGGCUGGGGUGCAGGUGUGGGCUGGCUUGGCUCUCCAGCUGCUCUCAAGCUCUGCUGUCUAUUUCCUCACACGGCCUCCUGGGCGUUGUCCCAGGCUCAGCCGGACGGCUGGAUUCAGCCUGGUUUUGCCUGCGCCUGGAGCACAGGAACAAGAGGUUACUGUGCUGCACAGGCCCCGGGCGACAGCGUGAGAGAGCGGGAGGGCCUCGUGGGAGGGCCUCUUGGCAGGUGCAGCUGCCACUGUGGCCCGGGAAGAACUGAAUCUCUCAGGCUUGCCCGACGAGCUACCAGGGUGCCAACCAGCCAUGCCCCGUCAGGAGCACUGUGCUCAGGGAGGCCGGAGCCCUCACCCGCUAUCCCGGCGCUCGGGAGCUGCUGUGCUGUGAGCGCUGUGGCCCAGGCACGCUGGCCGACCCCGGCCCCGCCCCACGUCCCGCUUCAGAGGAAGGCGGGCGCUGCAGCGGGAGCCGAGGGUGUGCCAGCUGGGAGGCCCUGGGGAAGGAGGGCCUCGGGUCUCGGACCUGUUCCUCCUGUGGAAGUGCCGCUUGAGGGCAGUUAGGACUGUCUGAUUGGAGGGUGGUGGUCCUUCUGUGCCUCCAGUGAUCAGCGUGUGUUCUCCACUCAGAGGGCCUUUGACCGCUUGGGGAGGCUGGAGGGAUUCCAGGGUGUCUCCACCUCCCAGGUGCUGAGAUAAUGAAAUGAGACCCACAUGGCAGCGCUUGUCAGGUAGACGCUGGGCAGUGGGCAGACCGUGGCUCCAGCCCGUCCAGUGUCCGCAGGACCUGCAGACACUCCGGCUCUGCCCCCUCAGCUGCACGGAGCGUCUCACAGGCACCCUGGCCCUGCUGCCCUGGCCCACCUCCUUGUCCCCAGGCUGGUGGCACUGGCUCUAGGGAGCCUGGCUGCGUGGUUAGGCCACUUUGGCCUGGGCCUGGGCCACUGACCCCCAGAGGCGCACUGUUUGUUCAGACCUACUUUGGGUUUAAACGUUAUGUUGGUUUUUAGAUAUUUGGGAGGAUUAAACGCUUGUGUCCUUAGCUGACUGUGUAAGCAUUCUGUAAACUACUGAAGCAUUACAAUCCUUCAUGAAGGUUGUGCAGCCUUCAGUCUUAAAUGAUGAGUUUCUACUUGUGAUGAAAGUUCUAGAUCCGGCUUACAGAGCUGUUCCAGUCUGAACGGCACUCAGAUGAGAAAGGAGAGUCGCUGGAGCCCGUGCUCCGGGAAUCCUGGAGCUCUUGGAAGGCCCGCUCUCCCACCGGGCACUGUGGGAGCUCCGCGGGAGUAACCCAAGCGCUUUGGCCAGGAGCAAAGGAGGCCCUCGCCGGGCCUGGGGGCCGCUGCCGUGCAGAGAGGGUGUGUUCUGGGUGAGAGGGGUUUGCACUGGUCUUAGCCACAUGGAGCUUGAGUUCAGCGAGGGGCAUGGUGCUGACUCAGUGAAGUUCAGGCUAAGCAAGCAGAGUUGUGAGUUGUUGGCAUGAAGGCCACAUCCAGGCCGUGAGAGCGCAGAGCUCAGGAGGCCUCAGACUGGCGUGAGCCGGACGGAGUCCCCGAGGGGAUGGAGGGGGCUCCUGGGGGCACCCCACAUGGGGCCAGGGCUGCCAUGCAGAGUCCACACCUUGGUCCUUGUUUCUCACUGGGACGUGCGCCUCUGGGCGCUGUGGGCUCAGCUUCCUGAGCAAUUCUGGGGCAGUCCCGACAAGUUCCUGAGGGCCGGCCUCCAGCGUUUGGGAGGGCAGCCUCCCUCGGGUACUCGCGAGGAGGUGUGGCUGUGGACGCGGGAGGUCUUCUUGGGUCCAGGGCGCAUGCGGAAACGGUUAAGCUUGGCUCUGUCUCCUGUUCCAGUCCCCGGGAUCCGAGGAGGUGAGCCCUGGGUGCCAGCACGUGGCCUGGGCCUGUUCUCUCCGGUGUGUUGGGCUCCUCGCCCAUGGACACUUGCUAGGGGUGCUCACUUGCUAGGGGUGGUUUGGGGCCCUUGCCCGGCGUCCAGGAUAUGUGUCAAGAGGAGGCGAGAAGGGUGUGCCUGCGUGUGAACUUGGUGUGUGUUUCCCUUCCUGUCUGAGGCUCAAGCCGGGCGUGAGCUGCCGCCCCCGGGCUCGCGCUCAGCAUCUGCAGGCUCCUGUGGUGGGUCGGCCCUUGGGGGAGGGGAGGGCCGCAGAGCAGGGCAGCGCCCCUGGUCAAGUGCAUGUGAGGCCGGGUGGGCAGCGGACGCCUUACUCCAUGGGAGCCGGCGGGCGCACCAUGGAGGGGCCUGGCACCUGCCUCCUGCUCCUUGCCCCUGCUGUCUUCUCUGUAGAUGACCGCCCCGUGAGGGAGAGUGAGCGGAGAGCGUCCCAGCUGCUUUUUGGUUCGGAGGACUCACUGGAAUCAAAGCAGAGCUUCCCAUCUGUUUUCAGAGAAGAAAGACCUCAUCACCCCAGAGUCAAGGGCACCGACCCCUCCGCCAAGAAGUGCUUGGUCAUGGACGCGGAUGACGAGGCGGUCCUGAGCCUCAUUGCCGAGUGCGAGUGGGACCUGAGCAACCCUCCUGGGGGCGUGAGUUCCAGCCAGAAGGAGUCAGAGGCCAGCCUCCACAGCUCCCAAGCAGAGUCGCGGCACCGACUGAGCUCUCAGGCAGCCCAGCACCAGUGCGGAGACUCGCUGUGGAAGGGCCCUGAGCGGCGCAGGAGCAGCUCCAGGGCGGGCUGCAUGGAGCCGAGGCUGCAGGACCAGCGCUGCGGCGAGCUCCCCCCGCAGCUCUUCACCCCAGCUGCAGCACUGGCCCCUGAGCCCCGGGAGCCCGAUGGUGAGGGCUCUGCCCGCUUCCCUGUUACAGACUCCACGGAGACCGAGGACUCCGGCGCUUCUUCUCAGAAGUCCAGUGUGUCGACACAAAAGAUGUUAAACCCCUUACCUGCUCCUGAGAAGCACAGGAAGCGGAGGAUGCCUGGCGGGAGGUUCCAGGCACCUGCGGACGAGGCCUGUCUCAGCUCUCUGGAGGGGAGCCUGAGUGUGAGCCGGAGGAGCGGUUCGGAGGGCUGGGGCCAGGCCGCCUCUUCCCUCUCGGCCACCCCAGGGCCCGAGCAGCCAAGACCACCCAGCGCCAGCGAGGCGUGUCCCAAAUUGCACUCCGCCGUGCUGCCCGGGAAGAAGGCCACCCUGGAGGCGCUGGUUCUGGAAGCGCUCCUCGACCUGGUGGAUAGGCACUGGAGUGGCCGCAGGUCCUUGCACAGCAGCGAAGCCUUCCUCGCUCAGGCGAGACACAUUUUGUCAUCUGUUCAAGAGUUUACAACCACUCAGGACACUUCGACAACUCUGAAUGAAGAAAUUAGCUCCCUGACUCUGGAAAAUAAGUCUUUGCACAGUCGCCUUGCUGAGCUGCAGCAACAGUACGGCAUGCAGAUGACUGAGGUGGUGCUGGAACUCAGCGACACUCGGAAGGAGAUGGAUUACCUGAGGCAGCAUCUGGACAGAUCUCUGGAGGAGAGCAGUAGCUUGAAGUCGCUUUUGUUCAGCAUGAAGAAAGAUGUGAAGACCGCUGACGCUCCGUCUGCGCUGAACCUGCAGAUCUCCGGACUCCAGGCGAGCGUGAAGCGGCUCUCGGGCGAGCUCGUGGAGCUCAAGCAGCACCUGGAGCAUUACGACAAGAUCCAGGAGCUCACGCAGAUGCUGCAGGAGAGCCACAGCUCUCUGGUCAGCACCAACGAGCGCCUGCUGCAGGAGCUGGGCCAGGCGCGCGCGCAGCACCAGGCCGAGGUGGAGCAGCUGCACUGGAGCUACAAGGAGCUCAAGAAGACCCUGGCGCGGGCCCCCGGCAGCCCCCGGGGUACACGCCCGCCUCCCCGCCGCGCGCCCUGUGAGCCCCUCUCCGCUGUGUCUUCAGAGCCCGAGACGCCCUAGAAAGACAGGUUCAUCCUCGCUCUCCGCGUGUCAGUCAGAUCUCUACUUUUUCAUCAGCUAUCUUGAGGUAAAGAAGAUGUUGCAUUUUCCUGCCUAACGUGCAAGAAAGCAGCUCUUUAGGACGAUUGAAGAAAACAAUUUACUGUGCACCAGGCAACCUUAUUUAAUAAACACGUUCUGGAAAGCGGCUCUCAUUGUAACUGACCUUCACAAGGAACUCUGUUAUGGAAUAAGCUGUGCUCCACGGUUGAUGAGCAGGAGCUGUCAGGACCGAGACUGUAUGCAAGGAGCCCUCAGGGCUGUGAGCCUGUUGUCUGGAGAGCUGGCAUCCGCAGGGGAAUGCCUGCUCGAGCGCCAGCUCUUGUUCGCAGGCAUUUCUGAGAAUUACAUCCUAACAGAGCACAGAGCUAGAUUUUUGAGUUUGGAAACGUAUUUCAUGGGACUCUUGCUGUCUUUGGUGAAAUGACGUGAUCUGCUGAAAGGGCCUGUGGUAGAUUUUGGGCCAGAGCUGCAAGUGGAGAUGGGGGCUGUGUGGGUCCCAGGCGGGGAGUAUCGCCCACCUUCAGCUCGUGCUUUGUAUUUGUAACUUCGCGGGGAAGUUGGGAGAGGGGGGUCAUCAUCAGAUUUUUUUUAAUUUAAAGAUUUUUGCAUGAGUCCAUUUUAAGCCUGUAGGAAAUUUUCACCACGCUGUUAGCUUGCUUCUGGUUUGGAUUUUGUUGCGCUUCUUGGAAACCUGAGUUUGUAUUUCUCAUCAAAUGUGGGAAAGUUUCAGCCACUGUUUCCUGGCGUUUCUCACCUGGCCCAGCCUCCCGCCUGCCUUCCUGGGACUCCAUGCUGCCCCCUCAAACUCCGGGUCCGGCCCCCACUUCCCUGCACUCAGGCCUUCUCCUCCUCCGUUCUCAGCCUCUCCCGUCCCGGCGCAGCUCACUGCCCAUUCCGCCACCUGCCUGAUGCGCUGUGGGCUUGUAGAGUGAAUUUCUAAUUUCAGAGAUUGUAUAUUUCUUAGUUCUAAAAUUCCAUUUGGUCUUCUUUUAUAAAGAGGAAAGAAGCCUUU
Messenger RNA from Capra hircus (goat), 5397 nucleotides. It is a transcript of the gene CEP72, whose product is annotated as centrosomal protein 72. The coding region runs from base 2685 to 4343 and encodes 552 amino acids. The transcript is spliced from 10 exons. Gene Ontology annotation, biological process: spindle organization; centriole replication; regulation of protein localization to centrosome. NCBI's taxonomy places the organism in Eukaryota, Metazoa, Chordata, Mammalia, Artiodactyla, Bovidae. The record is from RefSeq and is a predicted model, not a curated record. Gene Ontology annotation, cellular component: centriolar satellite. Gene Ontology annotation, molecular function: protein binding.